Drosophila rhopaloa is the source of this 2283-nucleotide messenger RNA. RefSeq lists its product as uncharacterized. The transcript has 4 exons. Bases 131 to 2197 code for a protein of 688 amino acids. Gene Ontology annotation, biological process: triglyceride biosynthetic process. NCBI's taxonomy places the organism in Eukaryota, Metazoa, Arthropoda, Insecta, Diptera, Drosophilidae. Gene Ontology annotation, molecular function: long-chain-alcohol O-fatty-acyltransferase activity; diacylglycerol O-acyltransferase activity. Gene Ontology annotation, cellular component: plasma membrane. The record is from RefSeq and is a predicted model, not a curated record.
ACGAACGUGUGAGCUUCUGAAAAAAUUCAAGACAGAGCAAAGAAUCGGAGGUGUACAUACUAUAUAGUGCAGCUAUACUAAAUAUAGCUAAAAUCAUUUUCUUAUAGUAAUUUUCUAGGAAUCAGACAAAAUGGAAAGUUUCUGGCAGGAGGUAAAAUCACUUCUGAAGACCCUGCUCUGCUUUGUGAUUGCUUUGAUGUUGAUUCCUCUAUUGCUGUUAUCGUUCCUUUGCGCCCAUUUUGGCAACGAACUAUCUAACUAUGUGCUGAGCAUCAAGUACCCGAACCUUACCAUCUCAAAGUCCAAGAAGAUCCGGACUUUAAUUGACACGCCGAAGAAUGCGGGCGUAUUUCACUUUCUUCUCCAAGUGGAGGGAAACUGUGACUUCGAGAGGAUCAAGAUGUCCUAUGCCCAGUAUCUGACUGAUGUGAGGGAUAAAACUGGAAUGCUAAGGUUUCCCAAGCUUCGUCAAAAACUCGUUCCUUGUUGGGGACAUUAUGCGUGGGUAAAUGAUAGCAGUGGCUUCAACAUUAACAACCACGUUCUGCUGAGUACACACAAAUACCGAGGACGUCCAGUCACCGAAUCGAAUAUUCAGGAUUAUGUCAGCGAACUGGCCACCAAGUAUAUACCAUCAGAUCUUCCCCAGUGGCAAGUGAUUGUAAUUCCAAACUCAGAUAACACUCAACCCUAUUAUAUCCUCAUCAAAUUGCAUCACUUGAUAAUUGCCGAAGAGGAGGAUCUGCAUGUGAGUGAGAUGCUUCUACUUCAGGACACACAUAAGAAAACCCUGAUGACCAUGUCCGAUGGAUUGAGUCAGAGUUCGAAUCAACAACUGUCUCACUUUGUAAGAAAACCCGAACACAUCAGCAGGCUGAUAAGUCAUAUAAUGCAUCUUGUCAUCUGCCGCUGGCAGAAAUUCAUCUACGAAUUCGAAUCCCUCGAAACUCCCGACGGGGCUUCGUCUAGUAUUCAAAUUAGAAACCUCAGUCAGUUGGCUUCUUUGGUAGUAAUUAUCCUGGUCAAUGUGAUUUUGGGCUAUAUAAGGAGUCGUUCAAUGCUUAAAAAACUUAAAAAGCGAUCAAUUAGUUACCGAAAUGAAGUGGGUCGAUUUCAAACUAUACGAAUGCUAUUAAAUAGGGAAUUAGAGCAAAAAAAUCUUACUUGGUCGGUGGCCAGAACUGCCAUAUAUAACAGCUUGCAACCUACUAAUUUGGCCAAGGUUUGGACCCGUUUUCUUUGGCGCUUAAAUCUAAAUCAUGUUUUGCUUUUGCCCUAUCACAUUUACUGUGAGUUUUUGGCUUUCGGUGAUGUCUUAAUAAAGGGACAAACUUCCUAUACUUCCACCUAUUGCGCUAGACUUCAUUUAUAUGUACCCCUCUUACUUUAUGCUCAAUUAGAGUUUUUCAAAAUUCUCUGGGAGCUCUUUCAGGCUCCAAGAAAUAUUUACGAAGUACUUUUCGAGCAGCCCACACAGGAGUUAAAUAUACUCCAUAAAAAAUCAUAUGCAGGCAGGAAAAUUGUCUCCUUUGGCCGUUCAUUAAAUGGUGCCCAGCUUCGGACCCGCAAUCAGGGUAAAUUCAGUGAUGAUCUCAGAGAAUCCGACUUUAGUUUAACUUGCUUAGCAGGCGCCGUUCACGAUUACUUUGAUACAUUCUCGGAAGAUACGAAAGUGCCCAAUUUCUUGAAUACCACAUGCAGGACCAUAGAUAAAGGUUACUUUACAGAUCGCAGUGGAGAUAAAUCGGAAAAUAUUGGUGGCGUAGUGUUUCUGCAAUUGCCCUUAAGAAAACCGGAUGCAAAUCAUGUUAAAGAACUUCAUCAUAUUGUUGAAAGAAUCAGAAAGCAACAGAUAAUGAUAUAUUUAGCUUCGAUUGGUCAGACAAAAUUCAGCCUUCUCACAUCACUUUUUCCUCAUGUUAUCACAAAAAUCUUCAUAAACUUUUUCUCGUACAACUUCCCCAUCACAAUCACUGAAAUUUAUGGAGCAACGGAUGAAUUUCAAUCGGCCUGGGGUCAGAAGGUUCAGGACGUCCUUCUGUUCCGACCUCCUCAAUCGAAGACCUGCCUUUCUCUAAAUCUACAUCGUUUUGGUGACAAAUAUAGAUUGGCCGUAAUGGCGGAUACUCAUCUGGCACCGGAUCACACUAUCAUCACGAGGUCCUUCGAUCUAUAUAUGGAAACAAUCACUGUCUAACAAACAAGAAUCGCCUCCAUCUUUUUUCGGGAAAAGGGAAUUUAUUUGCAUAAUGUUUAGAAUAUAAAAACUAUUUAUCCAACAUC